Acomys russatus (golden spiny mouse) is the source of this 2078-nucleotide messenger RNA. RefSeq names its product kyphoscoliosis peptidase (gene Ky). Bases 92 to 2077 code for a protein of 661 amino acids. Lineage: Eukaryota; Metazoa; Chordata; Mammalia; Rodentia; Muridae. The transcript is spliced from 11 exons. The record is from RefSeq and is a predicted model, not a curated record.
CCGCGCCAGGCAGCAGCGCGCACGGGGCCAUUUGCAGCGCAGGCAGCGUCGCGAGCAGCCGCGGCGCGCUGGCCGGGAGAGAGGUGGCACCAUGGAGCUGAAGAAGGACAGCAAUGCCGUGGCCAUCGACAUGCUGCUAAUCGUGCACUCCGAGAAGCGGCGCGCCGCGCAAGCCACGCACUUGGACCCGCACACAGACCCGGGCGCGCUGCUGCAAAACCGAGGAGGAUUCCAAGGUGUCAGAAACGGAAUCCGGAAGUGGCAAGAACUGGAAGGAAAUGGCUUUCAGGGAAACUUGCCAGAGAAGCAGUGCCCUCAGCAGCCUCAGAUCAUCAGUUCCUAUGACAGCCAAGGUACCCAGCUGACUGUGGAAAUCCACCCCCAAGACGCCAUGCCCCAGCUGCUCAAGAAGUUCUCUUUGGCUAAACGUUUGCAAGGUGACAAAAAUGGAAACACAAGACCCCGGCAGCCUGGAGGAAAAGAUGCUCAUGCUUACCCCUGGGACAGGUCCAGUUUGAAAUCCAUGCCCCUGGACCUGCGCCAGUUUGAGAAACUGGAUGCCUCCGCCUCACAGGUGACAGUCAAGAGUGGCCUGGAUGAGCUAGUGAGUGACUUGCUCCAGGAAGCCCACAGCGAUCUGGAAAGAGUCAGGGCCAUCUGGAUCUGGAUCUGCCACCACAUAGAAUAUGAUGUGGAGGCUGCCCAGGAGAAAGACCGCCAGGCCUUCAAACCCACUGACAUCCUGAGGACCCAGAAGACCAACUGUGAUGGCUACGCUGGCCUCUUUGAAAGGAUGUGCAGAAUCGCUGGUGUACAGUGUGUUAUGGUGCCUGGCUACUCCAAGGGCUUCGGCUACCAGACCGGGCAAAGCUUCUCUGGGGAGUUUGACCAUGCCUGGAAUGCUGUGUAUCUGGAAGGCCAUUGGCACCUGCUGGACAGCACCUGGGGCAGCGGCCUGGUGGACACCACCACCUCCAAAUUCACCUUUCUCUACAACGAAUUCUACUUCCUCACCCACCCUGCCCUGUUCAUUGAGGACCACUUUCCAGACAACAAAAACUGGCAACUGCUGAAGCCGCCUCAGUCUCUGAGGCAGUUUGAAAACAACAUGUAUCACAAGAGUGAAUUCUACAAUAAGGGCAUGCUGAGUGCCCACCCAGAGACGUCCAUGAUCAGAACAGUGAACGGGAAAGCCACAGUCACCAUCGAGAGCCGUGCCCCGACACUGUUCAUGUUCAUGCUCAACGGCAAGCAGGAACACGGGCUACUGAGCCUCAGGAAGAAUGGGAUGAAGUUGGAGGUGUACCCUCCAACCAUGGGCACCCACAAGCUGCAGAUCUUUGCCAAAGGCAACUCUGAGAUCUACAGCUCAGUGCUGGAGUACACACUCAAGUGCAACUAUGUAGACUUCUCUGUCCGGCUGCCCACGGAGCUUCACCAGCCCGUGGGCCCUAGCUGGUUCUCAGAGCAGAUGGGCAUCACGAAGCCCUCACACCCUGACCCCAUCAUCCACACGACUGACGGCCGCUGCUCCAUCAGCUUCGGCGUGGAGGAGAGCAUCAGCGUCCUGGCGUCACUCCACGGAGAUGACGGGCCCAUCACCGAGGAGACACAGCGGCGAUACAUCUUCCAGUUGAACCGACAGAAGAGGACGGAGCUGAAAGUCCAGCUGCCCCACGCUGGCAAGUUCGCCCUUAAGAUAUUUGUGAAGAAGAAGCAAGGGCAAGGUAACUUCAUCUUUGUCUUCAACUACCUCUUGUGCUGUGCCAACACCAAGGUGAACUGGCCCGUGUUCCCCGAGAGCUUCGGCAACUGGGGGCAGGACCAUGAGCUCCUGGAGCCCCUCUCGGGUGUGCUUCCCGCCAACCGCAGCAUAGCUUUCAAAUUGAAGCUGCAUGGUGUCGCCAAAGCCCUGGUGAAAGGGCAGGACACAUGGCCCCUGACCCUUAACCCGGAAGGCUACUGGGAGGGCAGCUGCAACACGGCUGGCUGUCAGGAAGUCUACGUCAUGGUGCUAGAAAACGCAAACCACAACUUCUACUCGUACAUCCUGAAAUACAAAGUGAACGGCCAGUGAG